AGCUUUAUCUUCUCCCUGGAUGUGCCCCCAGCCCAUUUCCUCCAUGGCCCCGUCGAAGCGGACGCCCAUCUCGUACCCAGCACCCGCCGUCCGCAUGUACCAAUCCCUCCCCUGGCCCCGGCGCCGCCCCGCCCCCAUCCCCUCCCCUGGUUCUGCUCCGAUGCCGAUCCGGUAAACAACCGCCGGCAGGCUCCUCCCGUACGGCCGCCACGUCCACGCCCACCGCCGCUGCGCUCUGUACCCAACCUCCCACCAUCUUCUCAGCGACCCCGCAAGCCGUCGCCGGCUCGACCCCGCGUGUCGUGUGCCCGCUACCCCAUCCCGUCGCACCUCCCUACCCCCACCAUCUCUGACCACCGCCGCCGCCCAUUGCACUGCAGAACCACCUGUCGUCGCCCAUUGCACUGCAGAACCACCCGUCGCCGCCUACUGCAUCGAUAGGUGAGCUUCUGGUUCCUGAUUGUGUUGUCGUAAUUGCACUCAUCCUCUAUGGGGUCCAUCAGAACUGAAGUGCAUCACUCGAAUCAACCCAUUCUGUUGUUAUUCUUAAAUUGCGUGAUCUGUGAUAAUCGAUUUGUCUAACACCAAUGGCAUGCUCGUUCAUUUUAACUCACAGAAAGAUGACACCCUGCAUUCUUGCCGAGACUGUCAAUAUGUGGGAGAGAGGGCACUGUUAACUCCUUCCCAUUGUGCUCGUCUCAUGCUCGGAGGAGGCAAGAGCAAAUCCGGUGUGAUCCGGAUCAUCGUGCAGCCAAGCACAAACAGGAUCCACCAUGAUGCUCAAUAUGAGGACGCUGGGUGUGAGAUUUCAGAAGACCUAUCAGAGUGUGGUCUUAUCAUAGGCAUAAAGCAACCACAGUUGGAGAUGAUUCUUCCAGAUAGAGCAUAUGCGUUCUUCUCACACACCCACAAGGGCCCAGAAGGAGAAUAUGCCGUUGUUAGAUAUGGUAUUCAUUAUUGCGGGUGUGCAUUUCUGUCAAGGAAAUGGUGUGCUAAAUUGCUGGUUCAUAUUUUUCAGAUCAUGGAAGUAGGAGUGUCCUUGUUUGAUUAUGAGCUAAUUGCUGAUGACGAUGCGAAAGGAAUGCUGGCAUUUGCGAAAUUUUCUUGUAGAGCUGGGCUGAUAGACUUCUUGCAUGGUCUCGGACAGUGUAAAAACAUUAUUCAGUUCCUGAUAUUCUUAUCUCUAUGAUGCUCUCUUUGCUAUCUGGACUUAUCAGAAGUCUAUCACAAGCAAUUGCUCACGCAGAAGUGAAGUGCAAGUUCAUAUUACAUAGUUUUCAGUAUAAAGCAAUGUGUUUAGUGAUUGUUGACUAUGCAUUCAACUAAAGUAUUUACCUUGCAAUUGUAGGGUAUUUGAGCCUUCAAAAAUUCCAAGUUUCUCA
Triticum aestivum (bread wheat) is the source of this 1382-nucleotide messenger RNA. Its product is annotated as alpha-aminoadipic semialdehyde synthase. The record is from RefSeq and is a predicted model, not a curated record. Gene Ontology annotation, cellular component: cytoplasm. Gene Ontology annotation, molecular function: saccharopine dehydrogenase activity. The transcript is spliced from 3 exons. Lineage: Eukaryota; Viridiplantae; Streptophyta; Magnoliopsida; Poales; Poaceae. Bases 593 to 1189 code for a protein of 198 amino acids.